This is a messenger RNA of Thalassophryne amazonica, 1870 nucleotides long. It is a transcript of the gene trmt9b, whose product is annotated as tRNA methyltransferase 9B. The record is from RefSeq and is a predicted model, not a curated record. Gene Ontology annotation, cellular component: nucleus; cytoplasm. Gene Ontology annotation, biological process: tRNA wobble uridine modification. NCBI's taxonomy places the organism in Eukaryota, Metazoa, Chordata, Actinopteri, Batrachoidiformes, Batrachoididae. Gene Ontology annotation, molecular function: tRNA binding; S-adenosylmethionine-dependent methyltransferase activity.
CGGCUGUGCAUUUUAUGCUGUUCAGUGCACCGCUGGCGUUCACGCAUCUUCGCGCACAGAGCAGGUAUUUUAUUUGUGAGGCUUCUUUUUGUGCGUUUUUUUCUGCGGUGUUGGUGAUGCGCUCGGCGCUGCCGUGUGGGGCGCGUGCUGCUGGCAACGAUGCCGGAUCGAUCCUUUAGAUCGAUCGAUCGAUCGCAUGUGCGAAGAGGUAGUAACUUCAGCUCGGGGACGGACUACACGACGUACGGCAUGAUGCUGUGAGGACACUGCAUGAGGCAGCCAAGACGAUCAUGAUGGAGGAGGCUGCCAUCCAGCUUGAGAGAGACCACGUGCACAGUGUCUAUGACAGGAUUGCACCAUUUUUCAAUGACAGCCGAUACAAAGCCUGGCCAAAGGUGCGACAGUUCCUGUUGGACCUGCAGCCGGGUAGUAUCGUGGCUGAUGUGGGCUGUGGCAAUGGCAAGUCUCACAUUAAUAAGGAGGUGUUCAUAGGAUGCGAUGUUUGUCGCCCCUUGGUGGACUAUGCCUGGAGCCAAGGGCACGAGGUCCAGAUGUGUGACAGUCUGCAUUUGCCUUACAGAGAUGGCUGUUUCGACGCUGUGCUCUCUAUCGCAGUCAUACAUCAUUUGUCCACCAAAGAGCGUCGUAUUCGAGAUAAGGAGAUGGCUCGCACCCUGCGUGUAGGCGGACGCAUCAUGAUCUACGUGUGGGCCAUGGAGCAGAAGAGGCGAAAGUUGAGAAAACAGGAUACUUUCGUACCCUGGAACCCAAACCCUCACUCUUCCUCCGCCUUCAGCAGGAAACACGCCAACCUCGCAGGAGGGGCACAGCCACAGAGUGUGAGUGAAGCCAUAGACAACACUGACACCAGGAAGGUUAAAAGCACAUCGUCAAUGGUGGAUGAAGACCUGACCUGCAGCACGCCACAGCAAACCACACACAGACUGUGGUUCUUCUCCAGGUCCCUGGAUUCUGUGUUUGACUUCGGAAACUUAGCCAUCUCCAGGUCGUCAUCCAGAGAGCUGAGCACUUUAUCCUCACCCACUGCGGAAAAUGAGGGGACCAAGGUAAGCCAGCGUGGGAGAGGAUGCAACCUCAUCAAACGUUCCAGCUUCUUCUCCCCCUCAUCUGGUACAAGUUUUGAAGAGGAUGUUUUUGAGUCGGGUCACGGAUCCGCACAACAUGGAGGAAGUGGUCACCAGUCACGCAUGUGCCUCCUCCAAAGAGUCGCUUUGUCCUUAGUCCGGGAUUGUGGAUCUCUGGCCCUGCCAGAUCUCAUUCCUUACCAGAAAGAGCACGUGAAGCAGUGUGGAGAUGAGAGCGAUGGUGGGCCUCAAGUGAAAGAGCAGCAGCAAAGCACACAGAGUCCUCAGGUAGAAGGUUCCUGCCCGAGGUACUAUCACGUCUUCAGGGAGGGAGAACUGACAGAGCUGAUAGAGAAUCACGUCCAGGAGCUCCAUGUUAAACACACCUGCUUUGAUCACGCCAACUGGUGUGUAGUGGGCAGAGAAGUCCAGCUGUGGAAGAUCUGAUUUUUAACCUGAUUUGGGCAUUGCCUCAAAUUUUAGUACUGAAUCACACAUGAAUACUUUACUGAAUAACAUCUGUAUCGAUGUAAGAGUGUGGCUGGUUGAUGGAAUUCCACAUUUUAAAGUUUGAACUUAUUUUAAAUCUCCUUGUAGUAAUUUUUAAAUGUGAAGAGUCAUGGAAGUUGCUGUGAGUUUAUCAGAUACACUGGAUCCACAGAGAUCUAGGAUUGAAGGAGAAUUCUGGAAAAUUGCAACCUAGGUUCUAUUUUUUUAGAUGUUGUAGAGGCCAUCUUUUUACUCCAAUUUAUUUAAUGGGCACAUUAAUUAUUGGUCACACAAAA